Molecule: messenger RNA, 1362 nt
Organism: Colletotrichum karsti
Lineage: Eukaryota; Fungi; Ascomycota; Sordariomycetes; Glomerellales; Glomerellaceae
Exons: 2
Coding region: 1-1362 (453 amino acids)
Source: RefSeq, a predicted model, not a curated record
AUGUCCGUCUUCUCCCUAAUCAAGAGGUCACGCCAGCAGGCCAAGGACCACAAGGAGAAGCAGGCGGAAAAGGCAAAGGAGGCACCCAAGCAGGCCUAUCGACACAUUCCAACCCACGCUGCCGUUGACGCCCUUUCCGGGGCGCCAGCGGGUUACAGGCAUGAGGACCGGUCCAGGAUUCUCGAGGAGAACCGGAGGAGGAGUGCAAUGGUAGCCAGCGGCUUGACCAACAGAAUGCCUGGUCCAAGUCUUCCACGAGUCUCCAGCAGCCUUUCUCAUGUCACCUAUCCUGCGGCCCAUGCCAACCCCGUGGGAAAUAUGCCGAGAGCCUACAGCUACAGCGGCGUACCGCACCUGGCGCCCUGGGAGCAACGAAAUAUCAAGAACCCAUCGAUGUAUUCCGUCCCUGACACCACCCGGAUCUCACUCAAGGGCAAGGAGGUAGACAGAUCUUACGCUUCUGGUCGCAACAGCCCGUCAUCAAUCAAAGCUGGAUCUCCCGUUGGUAGCUCAAGCCAGUCCACCAGCUCCCAAGAAGACCUGGAGAUUAAGCCUUCGCGGCAUGUGUCUAUGCCUCCCACUAGCUCAGAGCCAUCUCGAAAUCCUGCCGUCGCGAUUCACACCCAUCGUCUUCACCCUAGCUCUCGCCGGGCUUCAGAUGCGUCGGACAAGGGCGACACAUCGCCAAAGGCAUCGCCGACCGACAGAAGCAGGCCACCGCCCUCGAUGAGGGGCUUCAACUCCAUUCCGGCCAUGCCUUCUCUACCGCCGAUGCAGCUCGGCAGCCCUUUGACCAACCAACCGCCGGCGCAACCGGUGUUUUCGUCCUCGGCCUCCACCCGGUCGUCGACGCAUGGAUCUAUGUCCUCUUUCAACUUCAACGUCAACAACACUCCUUUCUCAGCCCCAAUUUCGGGCAGGUCAUCCGCCGCCACCACUCCCGCCGCAUGCGUCACCCCCGAGCCCGUCUACGAGUCUGUCGAAGAGGAGGAAGAAAGCUCAUCUUACACGUACGCCCCGGCCCCGGCCGCUUCCGCUGCCGCACCGUCUGCCCUCAAGCAGAAAGACCGUCGAAGCACGUCAAAGUCCAAGGUCACCCGCUUCACUGAGCUGGAGACGAUCGACUCCCACACGGAGCAGCCAACAAUCCGCAGCAUUCCGUAUGAGCAGUCCCGCCAGUCCACGCCGCCCCAACUUUCCAACGACGCCAUCAACAAAGCCAUUGCCGUCGAGAUGAUCUCGGCCGCCCCUGCCGAGGUAGUCUCGGCGCCAAAGUCGGGAAAGCGCCUUUCGAAGCAGCCCGGCUCCAAGCUGACUAAGAAGAGCCGUUGGUCAACAAAGAGCUCGGCCGUUGCAGUCUAA